Messenger RNA from Nymphalis io (European peacock), 1077 nucleotides. Its product is annotated as carbonic anhydrase 3-like. Gene Ontology annotation, cellular component: plasma membrane. Gene Ontology annotation, molecular function: zinc ion binding; carbonate dehydratase activity. The transcript is spliced from 9 exons. The record is from RefSeq and is a predicted model, not a curated record. Bases 1 to 1077 code for a protein of 358 amino acids. NCBI's taxonomy places the organism in Eukaryota, Metazoa, Arthropoda, Insecta, Lepidoptera, Nymphalidae.
AUGUUACGAAUUGUGAUCAUAAAGAUUUCAGUAGUAAUCUUCAGCGUAUUAUCUGCGAAUUCCCGAAGCGGUACCCAGGACCAAACAACUACGCGUCCGAAUACAUUGAAUGAUGAUGCUGACGAUAUACAACGACAAUUAGAUAAUGAAGCUCGCGACAAAAUGGCCUAUGGAAAGCCAAAAACGGUGUGGAUUUUCCAUCUGCCCUCGCAAUUCCCGCCAGCUAGUACCAAAUCGUUGUCAAGGAGCUCCAGAAAAAUUAACAUUUUUCUAAAAAAUGCGAAGAUGACAACGAAGAUGCCAGAAAAUACCAGCUUGAUACCGAAAGAAUGGUGUUAUGAAGAACAAAAGGAAUGGUAUAAGUCAUAUCCUCUAUGCGGUGGACGUUCGCAGUCACCAGUCGAGCUACCAGCUGUUGGAUUAGUGACAGUUAAAGGAAAACACCCUCUUUGUUUUAUCAACUAUGACGCCGUCCCGCGCCAUCUUACGUUGAAUAAAAAUGGCCAGCGAGUUAUCUUGUAUGGCGAAUGGGAGCAUGAGCAUCAACCCUUGGUUUAUGGUGGAGCUGCAUACAGUAGGCGAUAUGCCUUCCACUCGAUGACCCUACACUGGCCCUCUGAACACAAGAUAAGAGGCUUCCAAUAUCCCAUGGAGAGCCAAGUUAUCCAUAUAUCAGCUGAGUUUAAAACGUUGGACGAAGCUUUAGCGGCAUCAUUGCGUGAUCCACAAGCCGUACUUGGUAUUGCUAAUUUAUAUAAGUAUAAAAAUCACACCCAACGCGGCUUAGCAGAACUACUGAAUGUGGCCUACAAGUCUCGUGGUAUCAACGCCUCCGUCACUCCCAGAAUUCUGUCUUACUUCAACCCUCCACUAAAACAAUACGCCUGCUACCAAGGCUCGUUGACUGUACCACCAUGCACGGAAUCUGUUCUAUGGCUGAUUAGAGGAAGAGCUCUACCUGUGACAAGGGAGGAUGCGGAAAUUGCCUAUACCUUAAUAGACGACGGCGGUGCUAGAGGAUCACUUGUUCGGCAACCACAGCCACUUAAUGAUAGAAAAGUAUUCUAUUUUAAUUAA